Molecule: messenger RNA, 1235 nt
Organism: Vicia villosa (hairy vetch)
Lineage: Eukaryota; Viridiplantae; Streptophyta; Magnoliopsida; Fabales; Fabaceae
Product: G-box-binding factor 1-like
Exons: 12
Coding region: 115-1026 (303 amino acids)
Biological process (GO): regulation of DNA-templated transcription
Cellular component (GO): nucleus
Molecular function (GO): sequence-specific DNA binding; DNA-binding transcription factor activity
Source: RefSeq, a predicted model, not a curated record
UCUUUCGCGCCACAACGAUUUCUCUUCUCUUCUCCAUUAACAUUCAUCACCGUUUCGUUGAAACUUCGGUUUCAGUUUCUGGAAGCUGCUGGAUUCGCAAGUUUCUCGAGCUUGAUGGGGAAAGAAGAUUUCAAUCCAUUUGGGAGACCUUACAAUUUUAUUGCGCCUCAAGAUCAAACUCCAAACCAGUCUAUGCCCCCUCAUUGGUCUACAAAUAUGCAGGCUUAUUACAAUUCUGGGUCUACUUCAAAUCCCUUUUAUAAUCCACUUGCAGCUAGCCCUUACAUGUAUCAGCAGUACAUGUGGCAAAAUCAGGCAAACAAUGCACUAUUUCAUCGUGAUGCCCUAAAUGAUCCUGCAAGGCUCUCCAAUAAACCUCACGUAGCUAAGGAUCCUGCACUGGCCUUUUCAGGAACGGCUCGAAGGAAUGUCGGAGAAGGAAACUCGGACUUCAACAAAUUAUUCAUCGGAAACUCACUAAGUUUAAUAACUGGGGAUUCAAGAGAAUAUGGAAACCCAUCUUCAGCACCGAAAAAUGAUAGGGAUGGAACCUCAAUGAGUGUACCAACUGGAAGCAAGAGAUCACCAGGCGAAGAACAAGAGGGCACUAACAAUGUUUUACCUUUAAGCAUGACACUGAAACCUAACAUGAUUAUUGGGGAUGAAAAUCCAUCUGGGCUGACUCAGAAUUUAGAGACUUUGGUCAAGGAAUCUGAUGCUGAUGAAAAUGCUGAUACUCAACUGAAAAUUCUGGAAGGUGAUGAUGAUGUAAGAAAAGAAAGGAAAAGACAGUCAAACAGGGAAUCAGCUAAGAGAUCAAGGAUGCGAAAACAGCAAGAAUGUGAAGAGCUGUGUAAAAAGAUAGACACUCUUAAGGAUGAAAAUUCCGUCCUUACGCAAAGGCUCGUUACACUUUCUGAGGAAUGUCUGGAGCUCACCAAUGAAAACAAUUCCAUUGAGGAAGAGCUAGUUAAGAGGUAUGGAUCAGAAUCAAUUGCAGAUCUAUUGCUCAUGAAGCCUGUUUGACAUUGUUUCCGGUGGAUUCCCAAAAGCAGUUUGAGAUGGGAAGCAUCAUACAACUGAUCAGAAUCUAUUAUAUAUUUUUAUUUGGGAUGGAAUUGAAUUUUGACUCUGCUUUAAGCUGUCAAUCAUAUUAGACAUAAUGGUUUUUUUUUUUUUUUUUGGCAAGGACAUAAUGAUAUAUUUUGAUCAUUAAUAAAAGAUAUUUUUAUCAA